Molecule: messenger RNA, 887 nt
Organism: Nicotiana attenuata
Lineage: Eukaryota; Viridiplantae; Streptophyta; Magnoliopsida; Solanales; Solanaceae
Product: sec-independent protein translocase protein TATA, chloroplastic
Exons: 2
Coding region: 195-668 (157 amino acids)
Biological process (GO): protein transport by the Tat complex
Cellular component (GO): membrane
Source: RefSeq, a predicted model, not a curated record
AGAUAUUAAAAUCUUGUAUAGAAAAUCAAUAAUAAUAACACCCACAAGGUCAGCAGAAGCCAUACCCCACAUACAAAAUUCCCAAAAUUAUCUCCCCAGCUUGCUGCAACAAUCCAUCACAUUUCUUGAACAAAACCUGCAGCAAAACCCAUUUCAUCUUCCCAAAAAAAAAAAAAUCUGUCAAGAUUCAGAAAAUGGCAAUCAUUUCAGCUUCUGCUGCUGCUACAACUCUUUCUCUAUCCCUUACAGCAAAACCCAUUUCAUCUUCUUCUUCUUUGUGUGUUUCAACGGCUAAGAUUCCAACUUUAUGUUCCUCUAGGUCACUCUUCUUCAACAGCAACAGGUCACUUUUUGUGGGUCCAGCUAGAAAAGUAAGGAGCAGUGGCAAAAAGGGUCUUUCUUGUAACUGCUUAUUUGGGCUCGGAGUGCCUGAGCUGGCGGUGAUUGCUGGUGUUGCUGCCCUUGUUUUUGGUCCCAAACAGUUGCCUGAAGUUGGCCGCACUAUUGGCAAGACUGUCAAGAGUUUCCAACAGGCGGCAAAAGAAUUUGAAACCGAGUUAAAAAAGGAGCCAGAAGCCUCUGCGGAGCCCCCAAUGGAGAAGUCCAUAGAUGCUAGUCAAGAAGAGAAGCAAGAUGCUACGGUCUCAAGCACGAAGGAGAGGUCAUAAAACCACAAAUGAAGUUUGCCUCCAGCUAUAGUUGCUAGAUUUUUUGUUCCUACAACACGGUCAUUUAUUGUAUUUGACUCAGUAAUGUUUGAGGUGUUGUGUUUGAUUUACAUACCAGGGUUCCCUCAUUGACAGCUUAAGAUUAUAUAACUAGGUAACUUAACCAUGCCUUAGCUCCAGUUCUUCAUCAACAACAGGAACAACUUUUUAAUUUUCUUA